AUGUACAAUGGGAUUGGAUUAACAACUCCUAGGGGCAGUGGCACAAAUGGCUUUGUGCAGCGAAAUUUGUCGUCCGUAAAGCGUCAGAAAGAUCGUGUUGAUUAUCGAACAGAAGAGGAUGUUGCACGAUUGGAGAAGCAGCUUAACAGGCAGCCCAAUGCAGACAUCCUGUACCAUGACCGCAAGCGACGAGUUGAACUCAAGUGCAUGGAGAUGCAGGAGCUGAUGGAGGAGCAAGGAUAUUCAGCAGAGGAGAUCACACAAAAAGUGUCAAUGUUCCGAAAGAUGCUGAUGGACAAGGAAGGUGUGACAGAAUCCUCAAUGGAGAAGGAUGAACACGGAAGGCCACUAGCAAAAGAAACUCACCAGCUAGCAGAAGCCAACCAAGAGAAAAACCAGCGGUUGCGUGAAGCCUUUGGUUUGAAUGAUUAUGUGGAUGGCAGUUCCUUUGACCCAAACCGUAAAGCCAAGGAAGAAGCAGCUAAAGCCACCGCCAUGGCAACCAAGAAAUACAGCAUUGUACAGAGUUCAGGAUCUGAAGAGGAAGGGGAUGAAGAGCCAAAGAAGAAAAAAAAGAGAUCGCGCGAUGAAAGUGCAUCACCUGAUAGACGAAAGAAACGGAAAAAAAGCAAAAAGCACAGACACAAUCGGUCCGAGCUGAGAAAGCACAAGAGAAGUAAAAAGAAACCAAAGAAGAGAAGAGAUGAAAAACCUAAGAAAAGGUCGCAUGACUCCUCUAGUUCUGAUGAUGAUUCAGACAGCCAGUCAGAAAGUGACAGUGGGUCAGAAAAGGAAGAGGAUCAAGGCAAAAUUCCUGAGGUAACCUCAUCAGCUAGCAGAGGUCGAGCUGCUGCUCGCUCUUUGACGCCUGCCAACAAGCGGCAUGACAGUUCUUCUGACAGUGAUACUGUAAAAACAAGGAAUGGCAACGAGAAAACAAGCACAAGGAAAAAUGGGCAUCUAUCUCCUCGUCAGAAAAAGAGGGAUCAUAGUCGCAGUCUAAGCUAUUCACCAGCAUGCAAGCAGCCACCUUCCAGUGAAUCUUAUAAUUAUACCAACGGACGGAGCAAAACAUCAGAUAAAAAGCAAAAUGCAAAAGCACGUUCGCGGACCAGGUCCAACUCCCCUUCACAGAGCAAAAUCAGCUCGCAGACCUCAAAGAAUUCAACAGGAGCUGAUGGAAAAGCUCAAAGACAAAGGUCUCCAAAACGCUCCAGGACAAAGUCGCGGUCACACUCUAGAGAAAGGUCACGAAAGUCAGAGAGUAUUGAGAAAAGAAGAGCCCGCUCCAGGUCUUGCUCUCGAAGCAGAAGUUACAGUCGCAGCUUCAGUCGAAGCCGCAGUCGAAAUCGAACACCUCACAGGGUCACACGAAGUCCUUCCAUCAGACGUCGGCAUGGCUCUCCUAGCCAUCUAGACAAGCGCCGCAUCACCAGUGCUCGCAAACGGCCUGUACCUUACUACCGCCCCUCACCACCUCCAUCCAGCUCCAGCAGCAGCUACUACUCUUCUCGCUCACGCUCCCGAUCAGGGUCAAGGUCACGAUUUCGCAGCCUCAGCCGCAGCCCCAGUCUCAGUUUCCGAAGGCGACGUUACAGCCCAAACAUCCUCAGUGCAUUAGCAUAGAAAACAGCAUUAACUGUCAGGGUCUGGAAAUAAUGAUACAGAGUGCUGAACUCUUUGAGUAGCCUAUGGAACCAAUUCAUGGGUGAAGACAAGGUGCAGUGGAAAUGGUAGAUAAAUUGCACUUAAUUAAACUUGAAUGUAGAACAUUCAGUUUGCAGCAUUUUUUGGUCAUUUCAUAUCACCCAUCUUGCUUUUUUCACUAAGAUAAAGAACUAUUCUGUGAGAACAUCAGUACCAAAAAAAAAAAAGCCAUAUCCAGUGCUUUGCUUUUAUCAAUAAUUUGUUAGUUUUAUCUGUUUGCAUUAGGGUUAACAUUUUGACAAAUGUAUGUUUUGUAAUAAACCAUCAUAGGAGUGCUUUAUACGGAUCAUCAAGAUCUUCAUCUUUCAUUAAUAUCCAUAGUUUCUAUGUACAGAUCUACUCGGAAACAGGAACAACCCACCUCAUUCAUCAUAGUCUCUAACCCUAACAGCACCUCUUAUAAUGCAUGUUGUACAAUUUCGCUAACUUGAACUUUGAACAUAUUGUGUAACAUUUGUUUUUAGAACCAUAAUAGAUUGAUCUAGGUUCAGCAGGAGUCAUAGGUGAUAAAGUCUGAUGAAUGUUAAUAUAGAGAUCAGUUGUGUGUAAUAGUUAUCUCUCACUCAUACAAGUAUUUUCUGGAAAUUGGAGUCUUGCGUCCACGCACGCAUACAGAGGGAGAAAAAAAAUGAUAAGAGAAUGAUAUAUGGAGAAAAUGCCUUUUGUUGUGCUUUAACCUGUAGAAUAACUGGUCAUACAACAAAAUUCUUAGAAAAGACGAUUGCUAAGGAAUAGUUUCUAGUGGCCAUAUUUUAUGACUUUAUAGAAAUGGUUUAAAUUUACAUCAGUAUCUGGAAAUGCUACCAUUGUCACUAUUAUUGAAUACCAGUUUCUUAAACCCUUGCAAAGCUUGUAAUAACUGCUUGCAUUUAGGCAUCUUCUGUAUUUCUGAAGAAUUUAGAAUGUGGCUGUCCUUUUAACAAAGUUUGUGUGAGCAGCAUUUGCAUGUCAAAUCUAAAAUUUUGGGUGUGAAUAAAGCAGAUGGGGAGACUUUAUCUUAUCAAUGAAGAAAGUACUCAGUUUGGGCGGCUGGGUCUAGCUAAGCAAGAGUGUUUUAGCAAGUAUGUAUCUGUGUUGCAUUUUAAAAGCAUUAAUAAAAGACUUGCAGCAUAGAGAAAAUGAAUGGAUUUGCACUUGUUGUUGCAAAGUACCAAUGUACAUACUCAGCAAACAUAAUAUGUCCCUGUUGGUAUUGGUACACCACCUUGACUGGCAACAUUUAUCUCUCAGUUUCAUCAUUUCAUUUGUUGGUGUAGGGGUGGGGGGAAUAUCUUUGCUUUUUAAAGAACUUUAUACAUUUACAUACCCUUGCUUCAUUAGUUGAUGUGAAUGUUCUAAUGAAAAAAUAAAGUUGUUUCCUUGUUAAACAGUUCAAACAUCUUGGCUUAUUUUUGUUGGGACUCGGGCAACAAAGACUCUUUUCAGCUUAUGCAUUAUACAUAAUGGAUGCACAUCACUUGAAAAUAUGACAUUUACUGUUCUAAGUAUCCAUAAUAGUCAAUGUGACAGUUUCAACAUGGGAUUAAUUAUUUUAUUAGUAACAGCAGCCUCCGAAACACACAUGAUAAAUUUGGAUAUAGAUUUGCAAGUAUCUCUAAAGUUCAGUAUUUUCACUCAGUUAUUUGGACCAGUAGGUGAGAUACCUUGAAAACUCCCCACUCCAUUCUUCUGUCAAAAUACAGGAACAUAUGAUUUGUCAUUUACUUAAAUAUCAUAUAAUCUGAAAGAUUUAAAAUAUAAUCUGAAAGAUUUAUAUGAUAAAGGGCAGUCUUUCAGUCACAACAUAAAGUCAGUGAUUGUCCUGUUAACAUAGAGUUUCCAAAAUGUCAUAUACUGUGAUCACAAAUGUGUUGAUGCCUAUUUUUUUCCCUUUCUUAUAUUAACAACUCAGUUCCAACUUUCUGUUAUUGGGUAAAGCUCUUUGUAUUUCUUUGUAUUAUAUGGUGUAUUCAGUGGCGAAAUUUGAAAUGUUCAAAAUAAAAUUAUGAAGAAACAA
This is a messenger RNA of Pomacea canaliculata, 3703 nucleotides long. RefSeq names its product serine/arginine repetitive matrix protein 2-like. Bases 1 to 1626 code for a protein of 541 amino acids. The record is from RefSeq and is a predicted model, not a curated record. Gene Ontology annotation, molecular function: mRNA binding. NCBI's taxonomy places the organism in Eukaryota, Metazoa, Mollusca, Gastropoda, Architaenioglossa, Ampullariidae. The transcript has 11 exons.